GGUGCAGAUAGAAAAAGAACGAUUCUAUUGAGAACGCGGCGUUCGGCGUUCGUUGUGAAACGCCGUAAAGUUAACCGAGUCAAAGGCGCCAAUCGUCGCCUUCCCGCGACAUUGAGAUCUCUUUUUAUCUUUACGUAAAAAGAUCAGUGAGGAGUCUGCAUACACAAUGAUGCGGUCGCUCAUAGUGAUUAAUCGUAGAUCGUUUCCGUACGUCGCCUUUAAGACAGAUUUUAUCGGAAAAUGUCAGAACGAAACCAAAAGCGAGUGCGAGUGACAGUAGGUACAUUAGGUUAGAUUAGGUUAUCAUUUGUCUCACGAUGUGAAAUAGUACGAAGCUACAUCGAUUGCGACUUCGAUAAUCGCAAUCAGUUCGAAAAUCGCCGAUCGGCGCCAACGGUCGAUUCAUCGUUACGUUUCUUUUUUUCUCGAACGAGAAGAGAAAUUUUGGCUCGUCUGGAAGAUGCGCGUGCAGUUGUCGCGUCGUAAAAUUCAUACGUGAUAUUCGCGGAGGAACAUUUAUUUCGACAAGUUGUCUAGGGUCUAGGCGCUGUCGGGGCCACGUCAAUUGACAAUAUUGUAAAUAACGCGCAGGAUCUCCCUCGUCUGACCGUUCUGACCUUACUCCGAUAAGUCGCACGUGCGCGACGCGCGCGCGCGCAACCUUGACUUUCGAGUUUGCGGCGAGUUGUGGCGAAAGAGUGAGAGAAAUCGCCGAGUCAAUCGUGGUGAAGAAGCGGCGUACGUUUUUUCCGUGAAAAUUGUGAUGAUACCAUGUAAAAUAUCCGCAAAGUGUGCUCGAUGUUCUACAUAAAGACGUUUCUAUAAAAACAUUCUGUGUUUCUCCUCUCAUCCCGUUGCCGAAUCAUAGAAUCUCUGUGGGUGUCUCGCGUCAUCAUGCGGAAUCUCUGGAAUUUAUGAACAAAAAAGGUCAUGAUUGGACAGGUGCAGCUGCAUUAACUUGUUAUCAUCUGCAUCUGCAUGUGCAUAAGUUGUGUCCAUCAUUGUUAAGUCGAUACGCGGUCAUAUCAGAGCGAAGCAAAUUAUGUUGAACUUGCGGUGAGCGACUGUGCGCCUCAGACGUCGCGGGUCAGCUCAAACUUGCACAGCAGCAGUAGUAUGGCGGUGAGCCGUGUCCCGAGCCCGCCACCGCCGGAAGUGAACACCCCCGUGGCCGAGAAUUGGUGUUACACGCAGGUCUUAUGUGCACAGGUGAAGGUGGUUAAGUUCAGCUACAUGUGGACGAUAAAUAACUUCAGUUUUUGCCGCGAAGAGAUGGGUGAGGUGCUUAAGUCAUCCACGUUCUCCGCAGGGGCCAACGACAAGUUGAAAUGGUGUCUGAGAGUGAAUCCUAAGGGACUGGAUGAGGAGAGCAAAGACUACCUGUCACUCUAUCUCCUUCUCGUUUCGUGCAACAAAUCCGAAGUCAGAGCAAAGUUUAAAUUUUCUAUUCUUAAUGCCAAAAGAGAAGAAACCAAAGCAAUGGAGAGUCAACGUGCGUAUAGGUUCGUCCAGGGUAAAGAUUGGGGUUUCAAGAAAUUCAUCAGGAGAGACUUUCUGCUAGAUGAGGCCAAUGGGCUGCUACCGGACGACAAACUCACGAUAUUCUGCGAGGUAUAUACCUUUGUCAGCGUAGUGGCGGACAGUGUAAAUAUUUCCGGGCAGAGUAAUACGACGCAGUUUAAAGUGCCCGAGUGCCGAUUACCCGAUGAUCUCGGGCUGCUAUUUGAAAACCAAAAAUUUAGCGACGUAACACUCACUGUCUGUGGGAGAGAAUUUCACGCGCAUAAGGCGAUUCUCGCAGCACGAAGUCCGGUUUUCUCAGCAAUGUUUGAACAUGAAAUGGAAGAGAGAAAGCAAAAUCGUGUGGAUAUCACCGAUGUAGAUCAUGAGGUAUUACGAGAAAUGCUGCGAUUUAUCUAUACCGGUAAAGCGACAAAUUUGGAGAAGAUGGCAGAUGACUUGUUGGCUGCGGCGGACAAAUAUGCGUUAGAGAGGCUAAAAGUGAUGUGCGAGGAAGCACUUUGCACGAGCUUAGCCAUUGAGAACGCGGCCGAAAUCCUCAUACUUGCCGAUCUCCAUAGCGCUCUUCAACUCAAGGAGCAAGCGAUAGACUUCAUCAAUACACACGCGACAGACGUGAUGGAUACUCAAGGUUUCAAGUCCAUGGUAAACUCCCAUCCGCAUCUAAUAGCGGAAGCUUUCCGAGCGCUGGCAACUCAGCAAAUUCCACCGGUCGGACCGCCUAGGAAACGGGUGAAGCAGAGCUGAAAGCAGUCACCGCUGACCCAGGGCAUGACCUCCACAUCGCCCCCACCACUUUUACAUCCCUCUUGAACCUUUGUGUACAGUGAUAUAACAAAGUAUAAUAGUAGUGCUAAAUAAAUGUUUCCUAGUUGCGCCACUCUUUGGUCUAAAAAGAAAAAAGAAAAAAGAAAAAAAAAUCAAUUACCGACGCGAAAACCAACCGACUGUCUACGACCUUUGGUCAAGAAUGUCUAGAGAUCGAUCGUCGGGCGGAAGAGAAGAUCUGUCUGGUGGUCUGUCCGAUCGGUCGAGGGCGAGUUUAAAAAGGCGCAUUCCCAUACACGUCGUGUGUCCAGAUUCUUGUGUUCAAGUGAGUGUCGGUAGUGAAAAGAACUCGCGGUAUGAUGACGACCACACCAUCAGUGCCGCGCGUCGAAGAGGAGAAAAACAUCUCUGAAAAUCUGCACACUCACACUCACGUCUUCACAUCCCACCAGCAGACGUAUCAUACCUUGUCCUACCGGCCUGUGACGCGAGUCGAUUUCAUCAUGGCACUGUGAGUGAUCAGGCGGCAACGCAUUCAUUUUUCUUCAACGCCCAAUGCUGAUUCUAAUCGAUCAGUUCUCAGUGACGCAAUGGGAACGCAGUGUCGUCAGGAACGUCAUCACCAUCAUUGUGGAUUCGCUUUCGUUUUCGUUACCAACGAACAAACGAAAUGGAAGUGCAUGACCGCGCGCGAGACGUUAAAGAGUUUUAUUGCCAGAGAGGACCAAGAAAGCGGAGGAGUUUCUCUCCGCGUGGCUCGUCACUAUAAAUUUUAUUGCCGCGACAACAAAACGCGAUGCACGAAGGGAGUUGUGAUAAUAGACGUCGGCAGACGAUUUAAAUAUUUUGUUCCUUUGUCGAAAGAAAGAAAAGAGAAGGGUCAAUGGGGUCAAUGGGGAAUGUUCCCGUGGCGCCGUUCGUUCGACACGUUGAGCAGCACGAUGAAAAUUAGAUACUUUGUUUCUACCAAUAGUAGUGAUUUU
This is a messenger RNA of Camponotus floridanus (Florida carpenter ant), 3272 nucleotides long. It is a transcript of the gene rdx, whose product is annotated as protein roadkill. The record is from RefSeq and is a predicted model, not a curated record. Gene Ontology annotation, biological process: proteasome-mediated ubiquitin-dependent protein catabolic process; regulation of proteolysis. Gene Ontology annotation, cellular component: cytoplasm; nucleus. The coding region runs from base 1117 to 2268 and encodes 383 amino acids. Gene Ontology annotation, molecular function: ubiquitin protein ligase binding. Lineage: Eukaryota; Metazoa; Arthropoda; Insecta; Hymenoptera; Formicidae. The transcript has 10 exons.